This is a messenger RNA of Oncorhynchus tshawytscha (Chinook salmon), 858 nucleotides long. RefSeq names its product synaptojanin-2-binding protein-like. The transcript is spliced from 4 exons. Bases 58 to 696 code for a protein of 212 amino acids. Gene Ontology annotation, molecular function: protein binding. The record is from RefSeq and is a predicted model, not a curated record. Lineage: Eukaryota; Metazoa; Chordata; Actinopteri; Salmoniformes; Salmonidae.
AUAGAAACAUUUCUGGUUGGUUCAAUCGAAAGUCAUGAUAAGUAGAGCAGUAGAUUGAUGACCCGUCUGGGAAGUGUAGUUGUUGUAGUCCAUCAGAGGGCAGCAAACUGCAGGAAGAGGACGAGGCAGGCAGUGUGUCUCACACACACACAACUCCUGCAUGAGUUCACCUUCACAUUUAUAACUACCCCCCCCUCCCCCAAAAACAGCUAUUUAGCUUGUCCUUUGGGAUUUCCUUACAUCAUGAACGGGUCAGCAAAGUAUACUGCGCCUACAGUGCUGGGUAUACAGUUGAAAAGAGGACCACAAGGUCUAGGGUUUAACAUAGUGGGAGGUCUGGACCAGCAGUAUGUUCUGAAUGACAGUGGGAUCUAUGUGGCUAAAAUCAAACAGAAUGGAGCUGCAGCGUUGGAUGGAAGAUUACAAGAAGGAGACAAGAUAUUGGCCAUAAAUGGCCACAAGCUGGAGAACCUGUCACACAGUGCUGCUGUGGAGCUCUUCAGGUCAGCAGGAGAGGACGUGCAGCUACGCGUACAGCAGAGGCCCACCAUGGCCAUGAAUGGGCCCCCCAGUUCCAGACCUGACGGGGGCUCGUCUGUCUCCUCCUUGGGAAUACUUGUGGCUGUCCUGGGAGCUGCUGCAGCUGUUACUGUCCUCUUCAUGCGCUUCCAACCACAACUGAGGAGGCAUUUUUAAACCUAUGUAUCUUUCUCCUCCAAAGCAUUUUUAAAAGCAAAACCUAGGACUGAACACUUUGUUGAAGCCCCCUCCCCCCCAAAAAAAGAAAUUAUACAGUACCAGUGAAAAAUUUGAACUCAUCUACUCAUUCAAGGGUUUUUUCUUUAUUUUUACUAUUUU